AGAAACUUUGCCAACUUCUCUGGGCUCAAGAUUCAUCCAAGACUGACUGGUGCAAAGUGGAAAAAUGUGCUCUGGUCUGACAAACCGACAUUUCAAAUAUUAUUGAGAAAUCAUGGACUUCCUGGCCAUUUCUUUUUUUUUAAAGGGACAGAUGAAGACCUGCAGCAGUGGGACCUGGGCUGGACUAGGACCUGUCCUGCUGCAGAGAGGACUUCAAACACUGAGGACUCUGGUGUUCUCUGUUUUCUCAGGAGAGAACCAGCUUCAGCCUGGACGCAGCAGCUGUGAGCUCUGUGGUGUUCCUGUGUGAAGUCAAACUGUCAAACUCAUCAUGACUGUUGAAAUGGAGCUCAGUACCAAUGAAGGCAACCAGGACCUGGAGCAGAUCUGGGAGAAGAUCCGCCCACUGCAAAGACUCAGUUGUCCGAUCCUGCAGGAUGUCGAGCCGUUCCUCAGACAGACACUCAGUGGCUCACCAGGGACCAGCGAUCGUGGAAGGAUUAAUGCAACGCUCCUGCAGGUGCUGGCCAGCAGCCGUCGCCUGGAGCAGAAGCUGGACCAGUGCAUUUGGACCCAGAAGGUUUUUAUUGUCCUGGUGAUCGGCUUGACCGCUUUGUGGGGCUUCACUCUGUACAUCCACUUCUCCACUGGAUAUUCUAAGUGGACCACGGCUAAAAACUAAAAACUGAUGCAGUUUGAAUGUUCUUCUGCUUGUGAGGCGUCUCAUAUCUUUAAAUGUAACCUGCUACGUAAACUCCUGGAGGUUUGACUGGAACAAUAAUAAAGUCAUCUUGUUCAUAAAUUCCAAAGUCUCUUUCAGUUUGACUUUCCAAACAUGCUCUGUAAUGGUUCUAUAAAUACCAUUGAAAUGAUGCGUUUCUUAGUGAAACCAGUAUUCCCCCACACAGACUGACUGGAAAGAAGAAGAUGUGUCUUGUUGCACUUCCUCUUCAGCUCCAUGUUAAUGUUCCUGCUGAUCACACUGUUGUUCAGACCUCUCUACCAUCAUGGACCAACGGAAACUCCUGCUGCUUCACCUGUGUCUGUGUUUUGACGUUAAAGGGACUCUUGUGAAAACCAUCAGCAGAGAGCCAGAUAUAACUCCAAUAUGUGCCGCUGCAACACUGAGCACCAUCGUGCUGAUUGUGUGUAAGAUCAGAACAGAGAGGAGCGGGGGAGAGGAGUGCCGGCUGCUCUAUCGGUACGGAGAGGACUUUGUGCACGAGUGUGACUCCAGGUACGCUCUUAUGGAAAAGAACCGGACUGUGUUUCUCAACCUGACCAGGUUAACACCUGAGGACACUGGGGACUACACCUGUGAGUGUUCACAUGCUCACGGAACAGAGACUCUCCAUCUCGUUAUCACCGUGGAAGGAGAAGAAGCAGCCGGCUCUUUCCCUGUGAGCCACGCUGUGAUUGGUCGAGCUGCUGCGGUCCUCAUCAUGACUGGAGUUCUCCUCGGGCUCAUCCUGAAAAAUGUUAUUGCAGGACAAAGAUGUUCCAGAUGACUCAAGCCUCCAGCAGCCAGAGAAUGAUCUCAGAAUAACUUCUGUUGCACUUUAAACACAACACGACGUCACAUUUGAAGCAGGAAAUAACGGAAAACUGAAAACUCAUGAAACAUGUCUUCAUGUAUAUAAGAAUUUUAAUUAAAUGUGUAUAUAUAAAGUGGCCAUGUUUACUGUUAUUAAUUUUUUUUAAUAUCGUGGGGGCGUCAAGAAGCCUUCAUGUGCACUUCCUCUGCAGAGGACCCCACAUCAGCACGUACCUCUGUGAGUACAUCACACUGUACACUGCCAGCAGCAGCUGCACUGUUGUACAAACGUGUUGACCACUAUGGGUAGAUGGAAACUGUGGUUUGUUCUGCUCCUGCAGGUCACGUUUCAUGUCUGCAGCAAAGGUAAUGUACAGAAACUACCUUUUUAUACUACUUCAGCUCUAAUAUUAUGUCUUAAUGCAUUAAUUUGUACUUCUUUAAUUGCAGGGAAUGGGGAGAUAGUUGUGAAAACAAUAGGUAAAGAACGAGAUGUCACGCCAAUAUGCACUAAUUCAACAGAGGGCAUCAUCGUGCUUAUAGUGUGCAAGAUUAGAAAAGAAAAGAGCGGGGAAGAGUGUCGUCUGCUGUAUCGAUAUGGAGAAGACUUUGAGCAUC
Messenger RNA from Centropristis striata (black sea bass), 2152 nucleotides. RefSeq names its product motile sperm domain-containing protein 2-like. The record is from RefSeq and is a predicted model, not a curated record. Lineage: Eukaryota; Metazoa; Chordata; Actinopteri; Perciformes; Serranidae. The transcript has 8 exons. The coding region runs from base 1008 to 1508 and encodes 166 amino acids.